AUGAACCGGAUUGCAUACAGUACUGAUCCUUUCAUCAAUAUACUCUCUUCAAAAUCACUCACAUUCAAACAACUUCAAGCAGACUAUUUACUUGUGUACACGCUUGCAGCAGUUGGUAACAAUCUUCAAGGCCCUUAUCGAUAUGCUAUCCUUCAUUCGUACAAUCUUCAACGAUCUACAAUCGAAGGUCUCUAUCUCUGCGCACAUCUGUCAACACUAUGUCUUGGUACAGUGAUCUCUUCACUCUCAGAUGUAUCUGGACGUCGACUAGCAUGCAUUCUCUCUUCAGUCUUCUACACCAUCCAUUGUCUCUCACUCAACUUCAAUAUCCUCUCUGUUCUUGUGUUGGGAAGUAUAUUUCGUGGUAUGGCUCAUUCGCUCUACAAUACUAACUUCGAAUCUUGGCUGUUGCAAGAACACCAUGAUAACGAUCUUGAUACUGAUUCGCUAAAGCAUCUGCUGCGAAACGCAUUCGUAUGUGCCACUUCGUCAGCAGUAGCAGCAGGUAUCGUUGCUCAACUAUCCGCAAAAUUUCUUGGAUAUGCAGCGCCAUUUGAUCUAGCAGUGGGUGUUUAUUUGAUGAUGAUUGCGUUAACGAUGUGGAGGUGGAAGGAGAACUACGGUGAUCGUGGUGCACGAGUCAUAUCCUCAUUCGUGUCAGCUUUUGAUGUACUUCGGACAGACGCUAGAGUGGUACUAGUUGGACUGGUAACAAGUUUUUUCGAAGCAACUAUUUAUAUUUUCUCGAUAGAAUGGACUCCAUCUAUACAAAAUGCUAAAGUAUGGACAAUAUCCGAUUCUUUACCACUAGGCUUCAUGUUUUCCGCUUUUAUGACAUUUAACAUGAUGGGUGCAUUUACAUUCAAAGCAUUAUCCAAACGCUACAAUGUGCACACAUAUUUACUGGCAAUUAUCAUGGUGGCAAUGAUUGCAGUAGCAAUAGUAGCUAUGUUUUCGAAUAUUCAAUCACUAGUUAUUUUUGGUAUUUUCCUCUUCGAAUAUUGUGUGGGAAUAUACGAACCGUCAAUCAGCUUGUUACGAAAUCAGUAUCUACCAGACUCAGUUCGAUCGACUCUUAUGAACUAUUUUCGUGUUCCCCGAUUUAUUUUCAUGUUUUCAAUUAUCAUUUGGCAUUUUCCUUUGUCUGUGAUAUUCACGUUAUGCGUAUUGAUGCUAUUGUUAGCCGGUGUUUCUCUACUCAUUCUCCGCAAUAUGAAGCAACGUGAAGAAAAUCAGCGUGAAAGUGAAAGAAUGGUGUUGUUGCCAAUUGCUCCGUCUAUGAAUGUGAAAACAACAUUACUGCCUGCAUCGAAUCGGAUGACAAACGGUAUUAAUUAUAAGCACAUCUCGAUACAAGGUGCGAACCCAGAAUAG
Messenger RNA from Adineta ricciae, 1374 nucleotides. Lineage: Eukaryota; Metazoa; Rotifera; Eurotatoria; Adinetida; Adinetidae. The record is from the annotation of a GenBank genome assembly.